AUUAUAUCGUGUUCUUGACUUCUUUCUACCCAGUCAUGUCACUGCAGACUAACGAUUUCAGAAAGUCCGCCCAGUUGAGUUGAGACGGGCUGUCCUAGGCUGUGAUUCUAUGUAUCCGAGAUAGUUCCAUAGCUGUAUCUCAUGCCAGCAGAAGAGGAAGAAUGCCCAUCAGGAAGUCGAGCAGCCACAUUCCGACACAUAUUCGGACAAAGCACAGCACGCGGCGAAUGGUUUGAUUGGGGCGCCGGGCAUGGCUCAUGUCUGGUCGCUAAUCCGAAAUUCAUUGCGGUAGCGCUCGAGGGAGGCGCUGGAGGGCAAAUUUUGGUAGGCACACUCGAAGAUUUUGGCAAGCAUGGUCGCACUGGACUGGCUUGGUUGCAAGAUCAUACGAAUGCGGUCACCGAUAUCAAGUGGAAUGGCUUCAAUGACAAUGUGCUUGCAAGCGGUUCAGCAGAUUGUUCGGUACGAAUCUGGCAUGUCACUGAUCAGCUGAAGUCACAAUGUGUCCGAACACUUACUCGCCAUACUCGUCGUGUUGAUCAAGUCGAAUGGCAUACGACAGUGGAUAAUGUGCUGCUUUCGGCCGGAUCCGAUAGCAAGAUUCUCCUCUGGGAUAUAGAGGCCAAUUCUGUAAUUUACGAGAUUUCCGAUUUUUCUUCUUCGUGUAUAGCAUUUUCGCCUAAUUCUUCGCUUUUUGCCGCUACUUCGCGUCAAUCACAUCGGGUCUGUAUAUUUGAUGCUCGCACUGGUAAUGCACUGAAGAGCGCCGUACUACCGCAUGACGGAGGAAUGCCUCCAAAGGUAGUGUUCGCCAGUGCUCAACGUUUGGUAACAUUUGGUAACACAAGAAUUAAUCGACGACAGUUUGCGAUUCAUUCCAUAUCGUCUUUCGGUUCAUCUCUAGCCACAAUCGAUGUCGACGGUUCUUCAGGCCAACUUUGCCCACUAUUCGAUCCAGAUCUCAACCUUCUUUAUGUUUCUGGCAAGGGUGAUUCGACGUUCCGCUUGUAUGAAUUUGUAAAUCGACCCCCUUAUGUGAUUUAUUUGACUGAAUGUCAACAACAGGCACCUCAUACUUGUAUAUGUACUAUAUCUAAAAGAGCUCUAAAUUUAACCGGUGCCGAAGUGAUGCGAGUGUACAGACUGCACCCCCAGUCACUGCUUAUUCAACCACUUUCCUUCAUAGUUCCACGGCGGUCAGACCAAUUUCAUCCGGACCUCUAUCCACCAACCAGAGGGCCCACACCCGCUGCAUCAUUAGCUGAGUGGCAAGCAGGGCUUGACGUUGUUCCCGUUCAACUUCAGUUGAGGCCUGGACAGCUAACAACCACAUCGAAACCGGUGUUACUGAAGGGACGUGGUAGUCCAAAACUUAUCACUUCUGAUUUGAACAACGACAGAAAAUUUAGGUUUUUAUCAAAGAUAACGAGGCCAGAUUAUCGCGCAGUUGAGGAGAGAGAAGAUUGUGAGGAAAUUACGAAACUGAUUGAGGUCACGCAUAAAAUCCAUGAAGGGCAGCGAAACAUCAGCCCCAAAUUCGACAAGGAAGAGCUGGACGAAGCCACGGAUGCCGUAGCAGAAUUGCAACGAAGUGUGUCCUCCGUGGACUCGGAAAACAUUCAAACUCCUCAGUCUUCCGUUGAGGAGCCCCUAGUCAUUCCGAAGCCACCAUCGCCAGUUGUCAUCGACAUCGUCCCUCCUCCUGCACCUCCAUCGGUCUCUGAACCGAUUGAUAUACGAAAGCCAGGCUCUCGCUCUUCCUACCAUGGCUCGUCCAUCACACCACCUACGAAAGCAGAAAGACUGAAGAUAUCGCCGUCACCAAGGCAUCUUUCACUGGACAGACAACCAAAGCAGCGAGCAAUCAGCCCGAAUCCUCCGCUGCGAUGUCCUGGGGAUGCGCGCAUCUCGCCACGGCUCAGCCCUUUGCCGUUGCACAUUUUAGAUCCACCAACAAAGACUCGACCCAUAGAUGAACCGAUCAGAACCGAGUCGAAUCCAUUCAAACAGUACUUCCAACCAGAGGCGAAGAAUGGUCUGAGCAAGAAAAUCAGCAAUGCAAGCCGCCAAAGCGAUGAUUCGAUGCUUUCGCUAGCCACAUGCGGAACUGCGCCUAUUGUAACAGCUGAAAGUGUUGACGAUCUCGACACGGAAGUGUCAAUUCUGAAUGGCAAUGUUAGGGACGAUGGAUCAGGCAGCGAAACAGCACGAUCAUUUGAUGAAGGUCAUCGUUUACUGGAGAACACAGUGACCAUGCUCGAACGUCAGCUAAGAAGAUAUGAUGAGCGAAUUCAUCAGCUUGAACGACUUUGCGAAUUGCAACAGAAAGACAUGGAAAGCCUUCGCUACGAGAUCGCAUGGAAAGACGAACGCAUUGAAUAUCUACAGAAGACGCUAGCCGAAAUGGAGGACUCGUUGCCAAGCUCGUCAGCUGACCCCUAGCCCAGUUACCCCGGUGUCGCCCAUAGAAACACAUUUGCUCUUGCGCUCGCAACAAAAUGUCACUUUUCGCCGCACAUUCCCCAAAAGAGCACCUCAGCUGACCACGUAGGAGUGUCUGAUCUCUGACGAAGGACAUGAGAGUCUAAGCUGCUGCUAUAGCUCCAAGCGACAUAGUGCAUCAUUCAGUCAUCUGCUGCUGUGCUUUGCUGUGCAUCGUUGGUUGAAUUGUGCUUAUGUGUGUGUACUGUGCUUCUGUGCUCUGAUGAGAUAGAUUCAGUCGAAUAAACAAUCAUAUAUUCGAAAUAAACAG
This is a messenger RNA of Cylicocyclus nassatus, 2752 nucleotides long. The record is from the annotation of a GenBank genome assembly. NCBI's taxonomy places the organism in Eukaryota, Metazoa, Nematoda, Chromadorea, Rhabditida, Strongylidae.